Geodia barretti is the source of this 654-nucleotide messenger RNA. The record is from the annotation of a GenBank genome assembly. NCBI's taxonomy places the organism in Eukaryota, Metazoa, Porifera, Demospongiae, Tetractinellida, Geodiidae.
AUGUCAACUUUAGACGUACACAACAGGUCCGGGGAUGUCCUGCACGAAAAGGAAUUAGCCGACGCAUUCACCGAUGUUGAGGUGAAUGGUCCAGUCAUUCAUCAGUGCGUCGUUGCCUACCUUGCCAAUCAGCGGCAAGGUGAUGCAUCAACAAAGACCCGGAGUGAAGUGAAAGGCAGUGGAAAAAAACUCCACCGCCAAAAAGGAACUGGUAGAGCCCGCGUCGGAGAUGCGAAAUCCCCGAUUCGAGUUCACGGUGGUGUAGCGUUCGGACCGAAACCGCGGAGUUAUCGGCAGUACACCCCGAAACAAGUCCGACGACUUGGCUUACAUAGCGCACUGGCAGACAGGUUCCAGAAUAAGCAGUGCAUUCUCCUUGAAGAUUUCACGCUCAAACAACCGCGCACCAAAGACAUCCUCAACAUGUUAAAAGCACUGAACGCUGAUGGAAAGGUGCUACUCAUUCUUGAUGAACAUAGCCCAAAUAUACACCUCUCCGUGAGGAAUAUUCCAAAAGUUCACAGCUGCACAUGGAAUACGCUCAAUGUCUAUCAAGUCAUGUGGCACGACACGUUGAUAAUCACCGAGAACGCCGCUAAGAAACUCGAAGCCAAGUUCAUAAACACCGGUUCAGAAGUGGAAGGACAAGACUGA